AUGCAUAAUAGUCCCAGUGUUCGAAUUUAUGAUUCUUGUUACAAAGAAGGUAACAAAGCUUCUCAAAAUUGUGCAAAAAUAAUAGAAAAUAAAUUAAAGAGAACUUUUGCACAUGAUGUGGAACAUGAACGAGAUAUCAAAAGAUCAGCAGAUCCAUUAGAAAAUGAAUUAUCAAAUUACGGUCUAGUUUAUAUGCCAAAAAUUCGCAAACGUAACCCUCAACAAUUAAUUAAAAAAAAACGUACUUUUAAACGUGCAGACACUGAUACAGAUGCACAGAAUUUAACUAACACAUCAAAUACGAUUUCAACGACAAGCACGACGAAUACAGAUGCACAGAAUUUAACUAACACAUCAAAUACGAUUUCAACGACAAACACGACGAAUAUAGAUGCAUUAGAACUUAUAGCAAUAGAAUUAGCUAGAUACAGGUAUAUUGUUCAAAAUCCACAACCAGCAAAACUUAAUCUGGAUGGAUGGCCAGACAAAGAUGUUUAUGAUCCGGAAUCAGAUAAAAUUUACUGGUGGAGGAAUGAUCCGACGUUGAAUCAGUUUCAUGAGCAUUGGCAUAUAGUAAUGGCUUCAGAUGAAGAUAAUCCGAGGGAUAGAGAUGGAGAAAAUUUUAUUAACACGCAUAGGCAACUUUUAGCAAGAUACGACGCGGACCGCCUUUGUGCAGGCUUAGAAAAAGUAAAGGCUUUACCCGACUAUGUAACACCAAUACCCGAACCGUUUUAUGCACAUCCAUUCUUAUUACAAGAUUGGAAUGAUGAAAAAGUUCAUUACCCAUCUCGUCCUGCCAAUAUAGCAUUACAUGAUAUCGUUGAAAUAGCUGAUGGAAAAACGAACGUUUUUACUGUUGCGGAAUUGGAAACUGAGCUACAAUUAUUAAUUGAGUGGAUUGAUGGAGGAACAAAUGAUGAACAUCCGGAUCCAUUAAAGAGAGUUGAUUCCGAGGCUAAUACUUUGGGUAUCGAUAUGGAAUUAAAUUUACAUAACAAUGGUCAUCGAUUAUUAAGUUAUAUAAUGCAUCCUUAUACAAUCGGUUACCCACCAAGUGUACUUGUCGGUGCACGUGGCGGAAUACGUGAUCCAGUGUUUUGUAUGUGGCAUCGUCACCUUGAUGAUUUAUAUGUGAGAUGGCAGGAUUAUCUUGGACCAUCCGAUUUUCAUCAUGAUGCACCAAAUGUGACCAUUCGCACUACCGAUAUCAUACUUUCUUUCACAGAUGUGCUUCUCAAGGUUUAUCCAGAUGGCCAAAAAGAUGAAUGGAGUGAAUUUGGAAAAAAAACCUUUGGUGAUAAUAACUUUGAUGUCGAUUUUACUAAUAGUCUGAUUGUUACCAAUGAAUUUCAUACUAAAAUGAAAUAUAGAGAAUAUGUCUGGAGAGAAGACAUGUCCAAUAAAGAAAAUAUCUCUUAUGUGUUUCCUAGAGAUUGGCAUUAUUUUCUACGAGUCACUAACGAAGUUAAUGUUGAAUCAAUUAUUACAUUCCGCAUAUUCAUUGUUCCUGAAGAAUUUGCCGAUUCCAGAGUGCAUUGGAUUGAACUAGAUAAAUUUAAAAAAAUCCUCCAACCACUUGAAAAAAUUGUUAUUGUUCGUGAAGCUGAUAAGUCCAUUAUAAUUCGUAAACCAGCUCAAAAGACUGAAAGCCAGUUUGACGAAUCUCAAAUCACACCUGAAAUCAAAGCAACUUUUUCGUCGCUCACUACUCAAGGUAUGUCCGAAAAAGUAUUUUGUAAUUGCGGAUGGCCCUAUCAUAUGAUUUUACCUAGGGGUACUAAGGGUGAAGGGAUAAAAUUUAAAAUGAUAGUAUUUAUUUCGGAUGGUACAAAUGAUAUGGUCCCAUUAUAUGAUCAAUGUGGAAGUACAUCUCUAUGUGGAGCAGAAAAAUGGGAUGAUAAAAUUCCUGAUAUCAGACCAUUGGGAUAUCCAUUUGAUAGACCAUUUAAAGAUGGAUCUUAUGAAAAAACGUUUAGAGGAUUACAUAAUGUUGCUAUUAGAGAUGUUACAAUCAUAUGGAAAGAAGAUGACUUUUCCGAAUUUUAG
Messenger RNA from Dentiscutata erythropus, 2049 nucleotides. Lineage: Eukaryota; Fungi; Glomeromycota; Glomeromycetes; Diversisporales; Gigasporaceae. The record is from the annotation of a GenBank genome assembly.